Homo sapiens (human) is the source of this 2472-nucleotide messenger RNA. It is a transcript of the gene SAMD13, whose product is annotated as sterile alpha motif domain containing 13. The record is from RefSeq and is a predicted model, not a curated record. The transcript has 4 exons. Lineage: Eukaryota; Metazoa; Chordata; Mammalia; Primates; Hominidae. The coding region runs from base 1080 to 1448 and encodes 122 amino acids.
GCAAACCUCCCGGCGCGGCCAUGCGGGGAGGUAAGUGAUCUGCCUGUGCGCCCAGGGCGUGGGAAGGCGCCCGCCCUCUCCUCUCUCCAGGAUGAAAGGAAACGAAGAAUGCCGCAAUGAAAACCGCUCUGCCCUCCCAAAAACACAUCUUGGCCGUGUGUCCGGUGCUCCUGCAGCUCGUUGCACCCACGGACGUGGGCUCUCACUGUGGAGUGGAGUGGGGGCAGAAGCGUGCCCUGCCCCACGGAGAGCCCCGGCUCGCCUGGGGCUGCUGGCAGUGCUCGGGGAGCGGGACGGGGUGGUGGCACGACUCGGCGGGGACCCCGAGAACGCCACACCUCCACCCUCCACUUUCCAAAGACCGGCUUCCCCGGGGAGCCCCCACACUAAACGCCAGCGAACUGCCUCUCCGUGAAAGUCUUAGCCAGAAACUUUCCCCGCUUUGUCGCCAGUGCCACAGAGAGUCGUGUGGCUCUGGGCCGGCGCUGCUGGUCCAAGAGGCAGCCUGGCGUCUUCUGCCCCUACCGUCCCCUUCUCAGGCCAGUUCUCACUUGCCCCUGAGACGCCAUUCCCGGCUCGGUGAGGUCGGCCCUGCCCUCGGGCGACUUCAGGCUGGCUGCACCGGGGGUCGGAUCCCGGGAGGCAGGGCCGGCGGCUCCUUUGGGACCGCGCUGGCUCCCUAGGCGAGUCCUUUCUGCCUGGGGGACGAAUGCUGAUCUAGAAAAGAAGCCAAUCAAAGUCAACAGCUUCCCGCCCUUCCUAACCGCCUCCCCUCUCCCUAUCUGAGCGCAUUCCCAAGUGGGUCGACAGUUCUGCUCCAGAAUACUGACACCAAAGUUAUUUCAGCAUAUAAUUUGGAGAUUUCAGGAUCUCUAAAGUUAUUUCAGCAUAUCCCAUAAUGUGCUGGAUCGGAAGGUCUUGUUUGGUUGCCUCUCCCCCUCACCCCCACACACCACAUACACACACACCCCCACAUACGUACCACACCCACACACAAAGUACACCACAUAGUGCACACAUCACACUCACAUACUUUAUGCUACAUACUACACACACAACUUUUUAUCAGCAGAGGAUUGAUGGCAAACAGUUUGUUGGAGGGAGUGUUUGCUGAAGUAAAGGAACCCUGCAGCCUUCCCAUGCUAUCUGUUGACAUGGAAAACAAGGAAAAUGGCUCUGUCGGUGUAAAAAAUUCCAUGGAAAAUGGGAGACCACCUGAUCCUGCAGACUGGGCCGUGAUGGAUGUCGUCAAUUAUUUCCGAACCGUGGGAUUUGAGGAGCAAGCUAGUGCUUUUCAGGAACAGGAAAUUGAUGGAAAAUCCCUGCUAUUGAUGACAAGAAAUGAUGUGUUGACAGGACUUCAGUUAAAAUUGGGGCCUGCUCUGAAAAUCUACGAAUAUCAUGUAAAACCUCUGCAGACAAAGCAUUUAAAGAACAACUCUUCAUAGUACAGUCAAAUUGGGGUCUUCGACCUCAAAAAAUACAUAAUGACAUAAUUUAGUUUCAUGUAAUGAAACUUUGUAAACAGAAUACAUACAUGUGUAUAUGUAAAGAAUUUCAAUCAAAUGAAACGUUAUCCUAUUGGAUAGACUAGGCAAUUCAUCAGCUCACCUGAAAUCAGCCAGGAGGAGCAAGGACAAGAUGCGCACAGGGUGGUUUUCCUCAUGGAUUUUGUCAAAUAGAUGAUCUUUGACACGAUUAGACACUCCUCCCCACAAAGGCUUUGAAAUCAUAAGGAUUUUCCUCAUCUCUUUAUAGCUUUCCCAAAAUCUUUUAAAAAAGAAUUUAAUUAAAUGACAGUCUUUUGGUUACAGACUUAGGAUGAGUAAAAACAAGAAAAUUUGGGGAGGGGGAGAAAGAAGAAAGGGAUUGCUGUCUCCCUUGAAUUCCUCUGUUCCUUAGAGCUUGUGUUACUUGGACGGAAUUGCCAACACCCUUUUUUAUAGAGGGUUCUCCACUUGACCUUAUUAAGGUUUUAUUGGGAUAUGCUGCAGUGUUUGAAAUGAACAUGCAUCAUGGCCCCUUCAGGAGCAGAAUCAUAGCUCUGAAAAGAGAAGCUCCGUUGUGUACUGAGGAUAUCCAUCCAUAUUCAGCUAGCUUUCAAAUGGGGUAACGAUAUUUUCUGCAUAGAUUUUCUUUUAAAUUGGUUCUUUGUUUCUGAAGAAAGAAUUUUUUUUAACUUCAUGGUUUUAUUUAUAAUAAUUUGUUUCUGAAGAAAUUUGCCGAGAGUUACAGGUCAAAAAGCCUUGUUACUAGUACAGAAUAUUUUUAUAUAUAUUCCUUCAUGAUGGUGUAAUUUUUUUUAAUUGUCCUAUGCUUUGUUCGGUUCCUGGGUUAAGUACUUGUUUUUAAGAGCUUGGAAAAAGUGGGCUUGCUACAUCUCUGUUCAAAGAGACAUUUGUUCAAUCUCUGUGUGUCAACGCCUUGUUGAAUUGGUGCUUUGUGGUUGCAAUAAAGCAUUGCUUCAGUUUA